Messenger RNA from Macadamia integrifolia, 2323 nucleotides. Its product is annotated as kinesin-like protein KIN-10C. Bases 152 to 2050 code for a protein of 632 amino acids. Gene Ontology annotation, biological process: mitotic spindle organization; microtubule-based movement. The record is from RefSeq and is a predicted model, not a curated record. The transcript is spliced from 16 exons. Lineage: Eukaryota; Viridiplantae; Streptophyta; Magnoliopsida; Proteales; Proteaceae. Gene Ontology annotation, molecular function: microtubule motor activity; microtubule binding; ATP binding.
ACAGAGAGAGGGCGCCAAAAACGAAAGGUUUGAAACCCAGAAAACCUAACGGCUACUAAAUCAAAAUCAUCGAGAGAGCGGAGAGAGCGUGAAUAGGUUUCCAAUCUUUUCUUGCAAUUGUAGUCAUAGUUCAUAGUUCUCUAAUCUAUCCAUGGCGUCGUCCUCAACACCAGACUCGAUUCGAUCCAAAGCAAUUUCAGCCUCCGAUUCACGUCAAAGAGUUCGAAUCGUGGGAAAAAUCAGGCCCUUUUCCGAUUCGGAAAUUGAAUCCUCUGGUGGAUCUCCAAAUCCUUCCAUUUUCCUUCAAAAACCAGAGCCAGAGUCGUCGGAAAGAGUGGCAAUCUCCUUCUCCGACCAAUUAACCAGUCGUAAAGAGUCCUUCAAAUUAGAUUACUGCUAUGCUCAAGAUGAGGAUGUUGGACAAAUUUUUGCAAGAGAGGUAAAGCCGAUUGUUUCAGGGAUUUUUCGUGGAUUGAACGCCUCUGUCCUUGUUUAUGGUGCUAGGGGAAGUGGAAAGACAUACACUAUCCAGGGUUCCAAUGAAAAACCAGGCCUUGUACCAAUGGCCAUGGCGGAAAUUUUAACUUCAUGUGACGAAAUUGGAAGCUCAGUUACAAUAUCCUGUUAUGAGGUGUAUCAGGAUCAUGUAUACGAUGUGUUGGAACCGAAGGAGGUAACCAUCUUUGAAGAUAAUGGAGGGAGGAUCAUACUAAAAGGACUCUCUCAGGUUCCAGUGAAGUCUAUUUCAGAAUUUCAUGAAUUAUAUUUUCAUCGCUGUACAUCUUGGAAGCCAUCACAGAAGCCUACAAAUGAUGCUCUAUAUAGGAGCCACAAGGGUUUGAUCAUUGACCUUUCCUGCAAUGAUAAAAAUCCCAAUGCCCGCUGUUUGGGCAAGAUCAAUUUUGUGGAUUUGGCAGGUCAUGAGAGUACUAGGAUGAGCAAGUCAUUGUAUGCCUUACAAAAUGUUGUGUAUGCUCUAAAUGCCAAUGAACGAGUUCCAUACCGGGAAAGCAAACUCACCCGCAUGUUGCAAGAGUCUCUUGGAAAACCAAGUCAAAACUUGAUUGUUACUUGUUUGAACCCCCAUUGUUGCCAAGACACUAUCAAUGUGGUUAGUUGGGCUUCCCGAUCAUGCCUUGUUCUCAACCGUAUCUGCCCUGACUCUACCAAGAAGACCAAGACUGGAGGAAGAUCAAUGGUAUUCUGCACUCCCAAAGCUGGGAAAUCCCAAAACAGUACCACUUCUACACAAAAACACAAUACCUCUCAAUUGAAAUUAAUUGAGAAGAAAAACAAUGGUGUAUCAGCAGCAACAGAGGGAAGGAAAUUGUUUGAUGGAGCCCAUUCUACCAUCAACUCAGAGCAGGAAUUUUCAUUAUCAACUAAUACUCAUGCAGUGGAAUCUUCUAUAGUAAAUGAGAAUGAUCAGAGUUUGCCUGAGCGUAGCAUUGGAUCUGAAUGGAAUGCAAAAGCAUUGGUUGUAGCAGGAGAGAAACGGAAUGAUAGUAUUAAUGAAGUUAGCAACAUCUAUGAAACAAAAGGUGAUGUAGAGAAAGAAAAUAAAAGUAAAAUUGAAGAUGCAUCACCACCAUUAACUGCAAGAAUCCGAGAGCUUUCAAACUCCUUGAAGGCUCUCUCUUCUUCAACCGCAUUGAACAUAAAGAUGCCACUGGGAGGUUGUCAUUCAAGCAAAAAUGAAGUCGGUACUGAUGUAGUGGAACCAAAAACGCCGAGAAUUGAGCAGAGUGGGAGAUCAAAUGAUAAUUUGGAGAUCGCAGUAACUGGAACUCCUCGAGAAACAUUCAAUUUGUGCAGUUCUGGACUUAAGAUUUCCCUCGUUCAAGAAUUUUUGAAGUUUUUAAAUACUGCCAACAAGGAGGAAUUGAAAGGAAUGAAGGGAAUUGGAGAGAAAAGAGCUAAUUACAUACUUCAACUUCGUGACAGAUCUCCAGAACCCUUUAAAGAUUUGAGUGAUCUGAAAAGCAUAGGCCUUGCAAUGAAGCAGAUAAAUGCGAUGAUAAGAAAUGUUGCUGGGGAGCUCUUUAAUUAGCGUGAUUUCAUGAUAAGGAAUCCCAUCUGGGUAUGUAAACUUGUUAGUUGGUACUUAGAAUAUGAAGCAUUGGCAACUUGAAGUUUUUUCCCUUCUUUUUUUGGUUGGGGGUGGUGGGUAGAGAUGGCUCAGUGCUUGGAAUUACAAGUCACUUAGAGCUUAGAAACCUUGCCGUCAACCUUAAAUGUAUAAAUGUUAGCUUGCCUUUCCCAUUUUUUAUUUUUAUCUUUAUUCAAGAUGAAAUAAAAAUGUGAACUACCUUAAAAUGCGAAA